UUCCCCUUCGGGUCCGCCGCCGCCGGGCGCCAUGGAGCGAGGAGGGGAGGCGGCGGCGGCCGAGGGGAAGGCGGCCGAGGGGAAGGCGGCCGAGGGCACAGAGGAGGACGACUUCGGCUACCGGCUCUUCCCGGACCGCAACAAGAAGCCGCAGAGCUUCCUGGUCCGCAGCCUCUUCACCUUCCACAACAGGUGCCAGCUGAUGCUGAGGAUGACCCUGGACACGAAGAAAUUGAUUGCAGCAAUGUUUUUCUAGAUCCAUACGCUCAACUUCUUCUUGAGGCUAUGAAGCAAUCUGGUUGCACUGUCUUCAAUGACCGGCACUUUUCCUGCGAAAACUGUGAUGGUUGUGUCAGUGGAGGUUUUGAUUCUGCCACAUCUCAGAUUGUUCUGUGUCAGAACAACAUUCGCCACCAAUCCCAUAUGAACCGGGUGGUCACGCAUGAAUUGAUUCAUGCUUUUGAUCACUGCCGUGCACAUGUUGACUGGUUUAAUAAUGUCAAACACUUAGCAUGUUCAGAGAUUCGAGCUGCUAAUCUCAGUGGAGACUGUACACUGAUGAAUGAAAUAGCCAGGUUUAAAUUUGGGUUAAAAGGACACCAUCAGGCUUGUGUACGAGACAGAGCAAUUCGUUCCAUUCUGGCUGUUAGAAAAGUUAGCAAAGAAAUGGCAGAAAAAGCUGUGGAUGAAGUUUUUGAUGCCUGCUUCAAUGAUCUGGAACCUUUUGGAAGAAUCCCGCACAGUAAAACAGAUGCAAAACGUGCUUAUAGAGACUUUCAGAACAGAGAUCGCUAUAAUGCUAACUUGUAAGGGAAAAAAAACCUGAAAAAUUAUGUUAAUAUCUGAUUGUUCUGCAACGUCUGGAGUUACAGUAUAUGCACACAGUGCUGGUGGAAAGGGCAGUUCUAUCAAAUGUGUCGGUUAAUUUCGUAAACUUUUUCCAGGAGCCAACUUCCAUGGAAGUAAACAAAGUAAAUGAACAAGACAAAAACCCGUGUUUCCUCACCUGCUAUUCCAGUAACAUAACUUAGUACACCAAAUGACUUGUCAAACAAUGAUCUACACGUUUCAAUGCAUAUUUAAUUCGGCGCAGUCUGCCUAGGACGUGGUUUCUAAAAGUUUUGUUGUUACCGAAUAAAUCUUUUCAUAAAAUCUUUACAUUUCCACCAUCUUUGAUACACAGUCAUAAACUUGAUUUUCAUCGCUCCAUUUUAAAAGGUGGGCAACUGAACUACAGCUCUUCAAUCUAGAUUUAAUAACUAUAUUAAAUUUUCAGUUUAGCCAAACUGCCACAGUUGUUUUUGAGCACCUCCUGAAAUUCUUGGAAUUCUAGCUCGUCUAACAUUAACUUUACAUGUACAUAAAACCUUUUGGCUUUUGGGGAGUUUGACUGACAAUUCUGCUUACCAGAUCAAACCUACAAGCUGUAUAAGCAUUGGCAAGAGUCUGUCCAUCAACUUGAACUUUGCUCAAAAUGUUGGUGUAGCUUACGGUCAUCGUCUUCUUGUUAGGUAAGUCCAUCUGAGAAAAGCAAGAGGCUGCUAGCUUCAUCCUAAGUCUGAGAGAAGCUGUCUUGUUCCUCUGUUAUUUCCAAGUAUAAGGUAUUAUAACCAUCGUCAUGGUUGCAAGAGAACCAUGUUUUCUUCUCUUGAAAUUAAAGGUGUGGUUCAACCAGA
Messenger RNA from Aquila chrysaetos chrysaetos, 1676 nucleotides. It is a transcript of the gene ATP23, whose product is annotated as ATP23 metallopeptidase and ATP synthase assembly factor homolog. NCBI's taxonomy places the organism in Eukaryota, Metazoa, Chordata, Aves, Accipitriformes, Accipitridae. Gene Ontology annotation, cellular component: extrinsic component of mitochondrial inner membrane. Bases 286 to 810 code for a protein of 174 amino acids. Gene Ontology annotation, biological process: mitochondrial proton-transporting ATP synthase complex assembly; mitochondrial protein processing. The record is from RefSeq and is a predicted model, not a curated record. The transcript has 6 exons. Gene Ontology annotation, molecular function: metalloendopeptidase activity.